Molecule: messenger RNA, 534 nt
Organism: Rotaria sp. Silwood1
Lineage: Eukaryota; Metazoa; Rotifera; Eurotatoria; Philodinida; Philodinidae
Source: the annotation of a GenBank genome assembly
AUGACAUCAAUAUCUAUUCAAUUUCAACUCAAUGAUCAACAGCCAGUUGUAGCCAACUUACCCACACAAUUUACUCUAGACGAUUUUAAGAGAGUGGCUGAUAAUAUUUAUAAUAAUACAAGUUUUCUUUAUUCUUUUGUAUGUCAUGGAAAAGAAUUUGAUAUAAAUAAUGAAGACGAAUUCAAUAAAUGUAAAGCAUUAAUCACCUCUGGAACAACAAUUUUUACAAUAGAACAUCUGAAAGCAUGUUUUUUACCAGAUACACUCGUUCAGCGUGUUGAUCGAAGUGAAAUACGUAUUAGUGAUGUUCAAUUAGGUGAUGUUUUACUAGCUUUUACUACUUUUGGUGAUAUUGUUACAACAGUUGUUGAAGACUUGUUUAAGCAUGAAGUUGAUGAAUAUAUGGAAGUACAAAUAGGAGAAAACCGAUUGUAUGUAACACGCGAACAUCCAUUUUUCGUUGGAAAUGGUACAGGCAAUGUUCCUAAUAAGAACAGCUAUCUCGGAGAUGCGAAGAAUUUCAUUAUUCACUAA